Messenger RNA from Paraphaeosphaeria sporulosa, 955 nucleotides. RefSeq lists its product as uncharacterized. The record is from RefSeq and is a predicted model, not a curated record. The transcript has a single exon. Lineage: Eukaryota; Fungi; Ascomycota; Dothideomycetes; Pleosporales; Didymosphaeriaceae. The coding region runs from base 172 to 702 and encodes 176 amino acids.
GGUAGCACUGGCGCAGUCACAUCAUACACGACGUAUUUGGCGGGUGGGGAAGCGGGAUUGAAAAUCGCUCAAGAUUGUAUGUUGUAAGUGGCAGAUUUGAGAUCAAUAGGCUCAGAUAUGCUUUGGCCUAGCCUCUAUUAUUGAUUUGUGCGAGCGGGACGCUGGUGCCGGAUGGCAUGGAGAUUGCUCUUCAAGAAUUCGAUUAUAGUGAAGAAGGAACUGCGGGUCUCCUUUCGAUCUGAACGGUCUGCUUGGCUUGAUCGUUUGUCUCUACUUGAGCUGAGAUCUUCGGUGGUGGGUUGGAGGGGUAGCUUUGGACUGUUGCACUUGACCAGUGGUGUCAUAAGACAGGGAUCGAAAGAUACGACGGGCUCAAGAUAUGUUUCAACAGAUACUUUCAUACUUUGGUACGAACUGCGAAGAAGUCGUGAGGAAGCUGUAUGGAAAUGUGUAAGCGUCGGGUCGGUACUGAAGAGCUUUGGAAGGAGCGCUGUAGUAAGAGGUCGGAUGGUUGAUGCUGGAUGCAGGCGAGGGAACAGACGACGAUGGGCUUCCCGUAAAGGUAUUGUAGAAAGGGUUAAUGCUACGGAGUAUGAAGUUUUCGACCUGCCAAGUUAUGAUGCGCUGAUUCGUGAACUGAGAAGGCUUUUAGCAGAGCUGUUUGUCGGAUACUUUGCGGCAGGCCGAACAUUUUGCUUCUAGCAGGCUCUAUUGGAAUGUUACUGACGUACGGAGAUAGCGUCUACGCAGACCUUGAGGGCUAUGUGUGGAAAAGCAGACCAAGUCUACUUGAAGGCGGUUGUAAAGCAUUUCCUUCAGUCCUGCGUCUGCUGGAAAUUCAAGUUGAGGCCGAUAUUGACAACUGUCAAGUAACAGUCGCACUUUGCUUGCCGCAACGAUUCCGGCAAAGCAUCCUAGAGGUCACCUGAGCAUGAUGCGACCCUCUUGUACACUC